AUGUCGGAUGAGGCUUUGAAUCUUGCGACGAAUCUCGCGUUGAAGAUGUUGAUGGAAAAUCGGGAAUUUCUGAAUUCGCUGGAAGAAGCCGUUGAGAAGCAUUUGGAUGAAUUGCAGCCGGGGCCUUCUACAGGGAACUCGGCGAUAAGGGACCUUACUAGUGCGUUAAGAACUGCGUGCUCUAUGUUUUCGCUGGAAAAUGAGAGCAUUAAAGAAAGCGAUCAUUCCAGUCGGGACCUUGGCAGCUUAUUCGAAGCUGGCUUGAAGGUUGAGCAAGCUGCGGACGAGAGAGGCAUUGAAAUCGCGUGCCGACGAGUAUGUCAUGUCAUUCGACGGUUCAUAAUACGAAUCUCGCAUGAGGUUCACGUUCGGAAUUGCUACACCAUGUCGUCGAAGAUCGCCGAGCUUUGCUACACAAUUGCGGCUAAAUGUGGCGGCGACAACUCGCGACUUCUUGAUGCGACCGAUGAGUUCAAUGCGAAGGUCGUCGGCGAGCUGCAGAAUUUGCUCAGGGAUCGACAGCGGCCGAAAAGCGCUGGCAAUUCGGUGUUGAGGUCGUCGGCGAGAGAUGCGAUGGUGUUAAAAAGAAGAACGCAUGCGCCGGGAUCGAUUGCCACGUCGAUUGUGACGAGAAAUAAAGGAUAUUUGAUGAAUGAUGGCCUUUAUAAGGCGAGACAUAAGUUGGCAAAGAAAUCGAAGAAGACUAAGCAGCAACACGCGAAUGAGGAGAAUGAGGAUGUUAAAAAGACCGCGAAAGCCAUAAGCCAGGAGAUAAUUGAUGAACUUCGUGCCUCGCUUAAACUCAAAAGUGAUGAUCAUUUGGUUUUGCUCAGAGAAUAA
Molecule: messenger RNA, 840 nt
Organism: Caenorhabditis bovis
Lineage: Eukaryota; Metazoa; Nematoda; Chromadorea; Rhabditida; Rhabditidae
Source: the annotation of a GenBank genome assembly